AUGAAUAAAGCUAUUGCAUUAAGCAAUAGCAAUAACAAUAAUAAUUAUAAUAAUAAUUAUAAUAAUACUAAUAUUAAUCAAAAUUAUAAUUAUAAUUAUAAUUUGGUAGAUGAUAAUAUAAUAACAGGAAGAUUACUUUCCAGAUUAUUACAACAAAAAUUUAAACAUGAAGUGACAUGUGUUUUAAGUGGUCAAGAAGCUUUAAAACAAUUAUCCAUAUCAACAUUUGAUUUAAUAUUUAUGGAUAUUGAUAUGCCGGAACUAUCGGGAAUAGAUACUUCAAUCAAAAUAAGAGAAUCAAAUAUUGCUCUCGAGAAAAAUAGGAAAAUUCCAAUUCUUGCUUAUACUACUAAUAAGUGGGAUGAUAAAUUUUCGAAAGCUGGAAUGUAA
Messenger RNA from Diversispora eburnea, 390 nucleotides. NCBI's taxonomy places the organism in Eukaryota, Fungi, Glomeromycota, Glomeromycetes, Diversisporales, Diversisporaceae. The record is from the annotation of a GenBank genome assembly.